AUGGAGGUCAAGGAGCAAAGACAGAAACUAAAUGACGUAAAGAAACACUGCGACUUCAAAACUCACGGAACAAAAGCCAAUAAGCUGCACUCCUGCUCUCAUUGUGGAAAGAGUUUCCAGAAUAAAGGAAACCUUAACAGACACAUAAGAAUUCACACUGGAGAGAAACCGUAUCCAUGCACUCAGUGUGAGAAGAGUUUCAGAGAUGCAACAUGUUUAAAAAAUCAUCUGCGCAUUCACUCUGGAGAAAAAACAUUUAACUGUGAUCAGUGUGGUAAAGAUUUUAUUUCAUCAGCAAAUCUAAAAUCACACCUGAAAGUUCAUUCAGAUGAGAAGCCUUAUGUGUGUUCUCUCUGUGGAAAGAGUUUUCCACGGAUGAAGAGUUUUAAACUGCACCAGAAAGCACAUAAUGAUGUGAGAGCUUAUGUGUGUUGUGACUGUGGGAAGAGCUUUACUAGAGUUGACCAUCUGAAACUGCACCAAAGAAUUCAUUCUGGAGAAAAACCUUACAAGUGCUCAUACUGUGACAAGAGUUUUACUCAGUCUGGAAACCUGAAAAAGCACAAGCGAGUUCACACUGGAGAGAAGCCGUACCACUGUACUCAGUGUGAGAAAAGUUUCAGAAAUUCAACAGGUUUAAAAAUCCAUCUCUGUUUUUACUCUGGAGAAAAAACAUUUAACUGAUCAGUGUGGUAAAGACUUUAAUUCAUUCUCAAAUCUAAAACUACACCUGAAAAUUCA
Molecule: messenger RNA, 741 nt
Organism: Rhinichthys klamathensis goyatoka
Lineage: Eukaryota; Metazoa; Chordata; Actinopteri; Cypriniformes; Leuciscidae
Product: gastrula zinc finger protein XlCGF7.1-like
Exons: 1
Coding region: 1-684 (227 amino acids)
Biological process (GO): negative regulation of transcription by RNA polymerase II
Molecular function (GO): DNA-binding transcription repressor activity, RNA polymerase II-specific
Source: RefSeq, a predicted model, not a curated record